AUGCCGGGUGACAAUCAGGACAAUUCGAUGAUCGGAGAGAAGACCCUCUCCGAUAGCGCUCCCGGAACUACUAGUAUAAAAAGCCAGCACUCCGGUGGCGAGUUUUGUGUCAGUCCCGGUGACACCUGGUUGCAAUCGACAAAGUUUUACCAUGGAUAUCUUCCACGUGAAGAUAUACCACCUCUUCUCUUAAAAAAUGGAGACUUUCUUGUACGUAUAAGCGAGGAAACCAUCUUUCUUAAGAGAGGUGUCGGUUUGUGUAGAUGGGAAUUUAAGCACGAGAAUGUUCAAGUGGGUCGGUUAUUGGGACGAGGAGCGUACGGCGAAGUACGCAAGGGCACGGUGGUACGAAAAGGAGGGCGAAUUAUAAACGUAGCUGUGAAAACGAUUAUGAAAGAGGUUCGAAUCAUGCGGCUUUUUAACCACGCCAACGUCGUCGGCUUAGUUGGCGUUGUACUCAUCGAUCACCCGUUAUACAUCCUUCUGGAAUACGUGUCAGUAGGAAUAAGAUGUUCUGCGUCAGGUAGCGCUUUGGAUGUUUAUCUAAAACGAAAGCAUGAAAAGAUUACGAAAGAUGAACGAUUGGCUAUGAUGAUUGGUGUUGCAACGGGAAUGGAUUAUAUUCACAAAGCAAAUGUACUCCAUAGAGAUCUUGCUGCCAGAAACUGUCUUUACGACAGAACUAACACGGUGAAAAUAUCGGACUUUGGCCUAUCACGACCGGGAUCUUCCUACAAAAUGAAGACCGCGCAGAAAAUGCCCAUAAAAUGGAUGGCACCGGAAAGCAUUCAAACGUUCACGUUUACACAAAAGACUGACGUCUACACCUUCGGAGUAACGCUUUGUCUAUUUGUGUUAAUAUAUGAGAUAUGCUCCGGAAUAGGUCCAUAUGAUGAUAUGAGAAAUACUGUCGUGAAGAAGAUGAUUGUCGAAGGCAAGGUAAACAAAUUUCCAUCAAGUACUCCGGAGUACAUUGUGAAAUUCGUCAAUGAAAAGUUGUGGUGUAAAGACCCUGAUAAACGGCCGGAUUUCGCCUCGAUAGUGGAACGUUUAGAAGCCUUGGCCGCUUUUCACGCAGACAAACGCGACGUCGUGGAUGAACAAAAAAGUGGAGGCGUGGUAUCAGCGGUCAGUGAAGUGAAGAUCACCAACACAGGCACCGUCGAUAUUGACGUGGAUGAAACUAAAGCCAAAAUGAAGAAAAUAGGACAAAUGGAGCCGGAAAAAACUCAGGCAACCAUAGAAGAAGUGCAAAACAGUACAGAUUCAAAGGAAGCGAAAAAAGCAGAAAUCGAGAAGACGACCGAAACGGUAUCCGUCUAUAAAGCGUUGCCCUCAAAGGAACAGACCAAGGGCAAGGCAGCUGAUCGAUCCGUGAUUGAAACAAAGACCGAAUCUGGAAGACCAUUUCAACUAGAUGUUGACUCACGUCGAGAAAAAGAUGAGAAUAACAUGAACCUUGACCAAGUUAUUCGUGACCAUUUCGCAAAUGGCCCUGUUGAGCACAUUUAUUCGUCAUCGUUCUUACUGGAACUUUUUCACAAAGCAGAGGCAUCACUAGCACGUCAACCGUCCCUGCUGGAGAUUUCAUCUCCUGUCGUCGUAGUUGGCGAUAUUCAUGGACAGUAUGGUGAUCUGCUGAACAUAUUUGAGAAAUGUGGAUGGCCAUUCGAAACGCGUUAUCUGUUCCUUGGGGACUAUGUGGAUCGUGGAAGGUUGCGUUGA
Messenger RNA from Angiostrongylus costaricensis, 1725 nucleotides. Lineage: Eukaryota; Metazoa; Nematoda; Chromadorea; Rhabditida; Metastrongylidae. The record is from the annotation of a GenBank genome assembly.